AUGGAUAUUGCGAGGGCAAUGUCGGCCCGCCGGCUGCUGGGAUGGCAGUCGGCAUUGACACGGCCGAGAAGAAGCUGGGUCUGUCAAUCCUGCCGCAGCCAUAUCGCCCCCGCGCCCCGUCGCUUCUUUUCAGAGCAGCUGCCGACAUCAACGACAUCAACACCAACACCCACGACGUCCACGUCGUCACCAUUGCCGCCACCGCCGGCCGACAAGCCCUACUAUAUCACUACACCCAUCUUCUACGUCAAUGCCGCCCCUCAUAUCGGCCACAUGUACACGAUGCUUCUGGCCGACGUAUUCAAGCGUUGGCAGACACUGCUCGGCAAACGCGCGAUUCUGUGCACUGGCACCGACGAGCACGGCAUGAAGGUGCAACAAGCCGCAGCCUUAGCCGGGACCGAUCCCAAGCAAUUCUGCGACGACAACGCCGGCAAGUUCGCUGAGCUGGCCCAGCUGGCUCGGAUGGACUACGACCGAUUCAUCCGCACCACCGAUGCGGACCAUGUGCAAGCUGUCGAGCACUUUUGGUUCUUGCUGCGCGAGCGGGGGUUCAUCUACGAGAGUAAACAUGAGGGCUGGUAUAGUGUCAGCGACGAGUGUUUCUAUCCGGAGUCGCAGAUCGUUCGAACGCAGGAUCCGCAUACUGGGACUGUGUUUAUGGCAUCGGCGGAGACGGGGAGUAAGGUGGAGUGGGUUGAGGAGAAGAACCUCUGCUUCCGCAUGUCGGCACUCAAGGACAGGCUGCUGGAGUUCUACAAGAACAACCCAGGUUGGAUCGAGCCCGCUUACCGUAUGAAUGAGGUGACGGACUGGGUGAAGAACCACCUCGAGGAUCUGUCCAUCUCCCGGCCCAUCCAGCGGUUGUCAUGGGGGAUUCGGGUCCCUGAUGACCCGGGCCAGACGAUCUACGUCUGGGUAGAUGCCUUGAUCAAUUAUAUCACCGCAGCUGGCUUUCCGAACUGGCCGCCCGGCGAAUCGCACAAGGGUGGGUGGCCGGUGGAUGUGCAAAUCAUCGGCAAGGACAUCCUCCGCUUCCACUGCAUCUACUGGCCGGCUCUGCUUAUAGCCCUGGAUCUUCCGCUCCCACGUAAAUUCCUUGUCCACGCGCACUGGACGUUGAGCAACAGGAAGAUGUCCAAGUCGGUCGGCAACGUGGUCAACCCCUUGUUUGCCAUCAACCGCUGGGGGAUUGACACGAUCCGGUUCUAUCUCCUCUCCGAGGGCGGGAUUGCCGACGACGCGGACUACAACAAUGACGUGAUUGCGACAAAAUACAAGAAGGCUCUCCAAGGGGGGUUCGGGAACUUGGUUGGGCGGCUUGUAAGAAGCAAACUGUGGGACACGCGCGAGCUCGUAGAGGAGGCGUUCACUCCACGUCUUGGUAACUUUAAGCCCGGUGGGGUGUUUGAAGAGUACCCUCUGCCUGCUGACGUGCAGGACGCUCUGACAAAGUUGGAGGCUUCGUUGGCGGACAUGGCGCCCACCACGGCUAGGCUUAUGGAGGCUCAUAACCCGGUCGGGGCCAUCCGCAAAGUUUUGGAAAUCAGCACUUUGUUGAACGAAAUCCUGUCCCGGAUAGAACCCUGGGGCCUAGUCAAAACAGGCAACCCAAUCGACACAUUAACCGCUCACAAGACGCUGUUCCUAGUCGCCGAGGGCUUGCGUAUCGGCGGCAUCCUGCUACAGCCGUUCUUGCCCGACAAAGCCACCGAGCUGCUUGACUUGAUCGGCGUUGCUGCUGAUAAGCGGGGGUUUGCCAACGCCAUGAUGAGGUCUGAUCCAGACUAUGGCAGCCCGAUGCGGGAUCCGGGUAUCGGCGCGGCACAGGCGCUGUUCCCGCCCCUUGUUGAAGAUGUCAAGAUUGAUUAUGGAGGGACGCCGCGGACGAGGGAGAAGCAGAAGAGGAGGGAGAGGUUUCCGGAUUCGGAGUGA
Messenger RNA from Dichotomopilus funicola, 1935 nucleotides. RefSeq names its product tRNA synthetases class I (M)-domain-containing protein. Lineage: Eukaryota; Fungi; Ascomycota; Sordariomycetes; Sordariales; Chaetomiaceae. Gene Ontology annotation, molecular function: ATP binding; methionine-tRNA ligase activity. Gene Ontology annotation, biological process: methionyl-tRNA aminoacylation. The transcript has 3 exons. The record is from RefSeq and is a predicted model, not a curated record. Bases 1 to 1935 code for a protein of 644 amino acids.